GUUAUCUUCUUUCGUUUAGGAAACUAGUUAGCACAAUGCUGGCCUCUACCAUCCAGUCUAGCGUUCUGCGCUCUUCCGUGCGCGCUGCGCCCGCGCCCAAGCGCGCUCUGGUCAUCCAGAAUGCCCACAAGAAGGGUUCCGGUUCGACCAAGAACGGCCGUGACUCCAACGCUAAGCGCCGCGGUGUGAAGGUCUACGGCGGCCAGCCUGUGAAGGCCGGUGGCAUUAUCGUCCGCCAGUGCGGCUCCACGUGGAACGCCGGCGACAACUGCAUGCUGGGCCGUGACUUCACCGUGUUCAGCACUGUGGAGGGCGUCGUCGUGUUCGACAAGAAGCGCGUGAAGCCCGAGAUCCACGUGUACCCCGCUGACCACCCCAAGGCCGUGGCCGCGCUGGCCAAGACCCACACCAAGCAGCCCGCCGAGGGCCAGCAGUCCCGCGCUGAGCGCCGGAAGGCCACCUACACCUCGCGCAAGGCUACCCUGUCGGUCGCCCAGGUGGCCGCCCCCACCACCCCCUAAGCGCCUCGCACUCAAUGUGGAGCGAAAGCGGCUAGCGGAGUUGGGAGAGGAGCGUCUUAAUUUGCGGAGUUGGGACUCCGCAGCAGGCAGGCGGAAGCAGCAGCGGCCAAUGGAGCGGGCGCUUCUAAGGAGCCGAGGACGAGGCGGAGGGUCGGGAGGCCCGCUGAGCCACCGACCACGAUGCGGAGUUGUGGAGCAAACUAGUGCAGCGUCAGCGGCGGUGGCGAGCAUGGAGGGGCCUGGAUAGGCUAAUGGAUUUGGAUGCCAGAAGAACCAGACGGAUGGGAUGGGGCGUUCAGCCGCGGGCCAGCUGUGCUAAGCAGUGCGCAGAGUAGGGCUGGUUACUCAGCGGCGGCGCGGAGGAUGCGUUAGGGAGUAGUGGGCGCAUGGGAUGCGACUGGCUUGCAGGAAGGAGUUCACGAGUGUGGUGUGUGGAGCUCGACGGGGAGGCGACAAACACGCAUGAGCGGCCCGCGCCCUGUCUACAGCUUGAGGCCUGGCUGCAGAGUUGCACUGGCGCAACGCCACAAUUUUCUGACACGAGCAGCUAGAGGCAGGGCCAGGCCCCAAGCCACCAGUUUUACGUUGGCGGUCCGCGUGUGGGCUUGCGAUCUGGGUCGAGUAGAGGCGGUGGCUGUGCGUGAUAGAGCGGCCGCUCGUCUGGGACUUUCAACAUGUUGCUGUAACGCAGCAAAAAUUGAAGUAUUCAAGCGUCGUGCCAUCCCUUACACUUGCGGAGGGCUGGGAGAUAAGAAUACGGGACUGGCCAGUGUAAGCCUGUGAGCCA
Chlamydomonas reinhardtii is the source of this 1308-nucleotide messenger RNA. RefSeq lists its product as uncharacterized. The coding region runs from base 36 to 521 and encodes 161 amino acids. The transcript has 3 exons. Gene Ontology annotation, cellular component: ribosome. The record is from RefSeq and is a predicted model, not a curated record. Gene Ontology annotation, molecular function: structural constituent of ribosome. Lineage: Eukaryota; Viridiplantae; Chlorophyta; Chlorophyceae; Chlamydomonadales; Chlamydomonadaceae. Gene Ontology annotation, biological process: translation.